Molecule: messenger RNA, 1284 nt
Organism: Fusarium redolens
Lineage: Eukaryota; Fungi; Ascomycota; Sordariomycetes; Hypocreales; Nectriaceae
Product: major facilitator superfamily domain-containing protein
Exons: 1
Coding region: 1-1284 (427 amino acids)
Biological process (GO): transmembrane transport
Cellular component (GO): fungal-type vacuole membrane
Molecular function (GO): transmembrane transporter activity
Source: RefSeq, a predicted model, not a curated record
AUGGAACUGGAGCCAGUCCCUGUUUCGGAUCCAGUCAUUGCUGAAAUUGAAACUCCAACCGAAGAUCCCGAUACCCCUCCUGAUGGCGGUUACGGAUGGGUUAUAAUUUUUGUUUGCUUCAUUCAUACAUUCUGGAUCAAUCUUUGGGCCGGAUCUUGGGGCAUCCUACAGGCAGCUCUCCUUCGAACAACACUCAAAGGUUCCUCGCUGAGCGCCUUGUCAUUCGUUGGUAGUCUUGGUGUCGCCUUGGGUCCUGCGCUUGGAAUUCCCGCCAUACGAAUAGUUCGUGUCAUUGGCGCUCGUGCAGGCAUGACGGUUGGUAUUGCCAUCUAUGGGCUUGGCUGCCUAGUGAGCAGUUGGGCUGUUAACAGUCUCGUGGGUUUAUUCCUGGCCUGUGGAGUCUCAUAUGGUAUUGGAUCAGCUUUCACCGACACUUUAUACAACACUCUUCCGGUUUUGUGGUUCAAAAAGAGACUUGGAUUAGCAAACGGCAUCGUCAAGCUUGGUGGGAGCUUCGGAGCUCUCAUUGGGGCUGUUUCAGUUGGCUAUCUGACCGAAGGCGUUGGAGUUGCUUGGACCUUUCGGAUACUGGGUAUUGCAUCGCUCGUUACGGGUAUACCCACCGCUUUACUUGUCAAAGAUCGUGGUGCUCCCCCCGAGUAUCCUGUCAAGUGGUCUGUCUUUAAAGACGCCUGUUUCUCAUGGCAUUUCGCGGCUGGUGCAGUUGGAAUUUUCCCCAUAUAUGCACCCACCUUCUUUCUCCCCUAUAUCAACAACGCCCUUGGGUUUUCGAACUCUACAUCAAUAGCCACGCUUUCUUGCCUUCUGGUGUGUAUGUCACUAGGCCGAAUCCUGACAGGCUUUGCGUGCGAUAGGGUCGGCUCCAUGAAUGCUUUGUUCUUUACCUCUCUGGUAAAUGCGAUUUCUCUGUUUGUAGUUUGGCCUUUUUCUUCCAACCUGGGAAUGGUUCUCUUGUUUUGCAUUCUGAAUGGCCUGUCAAAUGGAGGUUUUGCGGUGGCAAUUCCUACUGCCGUUGGCCGUCAUCUACCAGUCGACGAUGCGCCAGGAGCCCUGAGUUUGCUUUUCACAGGAUGGGCUCCUGGUAUAAUGGGAGGGAAUGCAAUAUCAUCGGCUUUGAUUCAGAUCAUGCACGCAGAUGUUGCAAAGUCCAUUGUGCCUUUCCGGCCUGCUAUGUACUACUUUGGUGGGACAGCCUUGAUUAGUACUGCUUGCGGUGUUGUAGCUCGUUUAAUCUAUAGCCGAGAUAUGCGAGUUAUUGCGUGA